CACUAAGUUCUGGAAGCCGUAAAUGUGAAUUGAUAACACAGAGAAUAGUGUGACACGGAUUAGGUUCGUACACGCGAUCACAGUUCAGGUCUUGUCGACUGCAUUUUCCGAUUAUAGCUAAGAAAAUGGCGUCUCUUACAAGUGUUCGUCUUUUAAUGAGGAAUACCGGUAUCGUUAGAAAUUCAGUCAGUCGAUUUUGUUUACCAGCUACUGCCACGCAACUUCAAUCAAAUAAAAGAUCCUAUCAUUGCAAAAGACAAAAUAUCAUCACACAUUUACCACAGGGCAUUAAAGGCACACGAGUCAAGCAGGUACGCCACUACAGCGGACCACUACCAAUGACAAUUGACUUUAUUCAGAAACGAGUGAUUCUAGUACUCAAUCUCUAUGAUAAAAUUGACCCUAAGAAGUUGACAUUGGACUCUCAUUUCAUAAAUGACUUGGGUCUGGAUUCCUUAGACCAUGUAGAAGUUAUAAUGGCGAUAGAAGAUGAAUUCGCUUUCGAAAUACCGGACAUGGAUGCGGAGAAACUGUUCACGCCCUCACAAAUAGUGCGUUACGUCGCGGAUAGGCAUGACAUUUAUGAAUAAAUAACACUACAAUUUAUAAGAAUGCAUUAGUCAUUUUUUCAUUUUUUGAGCAUUGUACAAAUAAAAAGUAACUCGAUCGAGGUGUAUGAACGCUCGACAAGUCGCAUAUUUCUGUUCUUGUAUAUAAAUAAAAUAAGCGUUAUAAAUAUAAAUUUGUUAGAUUGAA
Nomia melanderi (Alkali bee) is the source of this 756-nucleotide messenger RNA. It is a transcript of the gene ND-ACP, whose product is annotated as NADH dehydrogenase (ubiquinone) acyl carrier protein. The record is from RefSeq and is a predicted model, not a curated record. Gene Ontology annotation, molecular function: acyl carrier activity; acyl binding. Gene Ontology annotation, cellular component: respiratory chain complex I; mitochondrion. Gene Ontology annotation, biological process: fatty acid biosynthetic process. NCBI's taxonomy places the organism in Eukaryota, Metazoa, Arthropoda, Insecta, Hymenoptera, Halictidae.